Neurospora hispaniola is the source of this 940-nucleotide messenger RNA. RefSeq names its product putative ribosomal protein S25.e.c7. The record is from RefSeq and is a predicted model, not a curated record. NCBI's taxonomy places the organism in Eukaryota, Fungi, Ascomycota, Sordariomycetes, Sordariales, Sordariaceae. Gene Ontology annotation, cellular component: cytosolic small ribosomal subunit. Gene Ontology annotation, molecular function: structural constituent of ribosome. The transcript has 3 exons. The coding region runs from base 182 to 475 and encodes 97 amino acids.
GCCUGAGUGUGUGCAGUGUGUGCGUGCGCAGAGACCAGCCCAGCGCCCGAGCCACACUUGCCUGCGCGCCGACCAGAAAAAUCUCCCCGCCUUUUCGUUGCGCAGAGGAAAAGACCUUGAAGCCAGGACUGUCUCUCCCUCUCCCCUUCAUCCACCAAACCACCAGAACUCAUCAUUCAAAAUGGCUCCCGCCGCGUCUGGUGCUAAGAAGCAGAAGAAGAAGUGGUCCAAGGGCAAGGUCAAGGACAAGGCCCAGCACGCCGUCAUCCUUGACAAGUCCACUUCCGACAAGCUUUACAAGGACGUCCAGUCCUACCGCCUUGUCACCGUCGCCACCCUCGUCGACCGUCUCAAGAUCAACGGCUCGCUUGCCCGCCGCUGCCUCAAGGACCUCGAGGAGAAGGGUCAGAUCAAGCAGGUUGUUGGACACAGCAAGAUGAAGAUCUACACCCGUGCCAUUGGCGCUGACGAGUAAACGUCCAAACACCUGGCGAUUCUCUUGACAUGGCGGACCGGCAGACUUGAAAAGGUGGUUCGUCAGCGACAAGAAGGGGUUUGACUUUUUUGAUCGGGCUACGUCUCUGGUGGGAAUGGUCAAUCUUUGCAUGCACAAUGCACACGGUGUAGCAAUUUAGUGGGAGGGGAAUCGGGAAGUGCUCCUCAGAUUCUUUACACAAUCACACUGGGAUUUUGCAUCGAUCGGAAGAUACGAACGGAACGACCAAGAUCACGACAAACGAACGGGGCAGACUCGCCUCCUAUCUGCCUGGGAAAGAGCUGUACCCGAGUUCGAUGCUUACGUGCAAGCCGUGUGUGUGCGCGCCUAGUCCGAUGGGAACAGCUUGUCACGAGCAGUUCUCUAUGAUACCCCAAUCCAUGGAGAAGGACAAGAAGGACUAGAGGCGGUAGAAUAGGAAACUAAUUCACUGCCUCAAAGCAA